AGUUGAGGUGAGACGUCCGGGGCUGAGACUGGCACCGUCAGACGGUCACAGGGCGGUCGAGUGGUGGCAGACCGCAGGAUCGGCGUUCGAGCUACUGGUUUGUGUUCAGAGGAUAGUGCGAGGUACGGAAGGCCUGAAGAGCGUGAGUCACUGGUAAUCGUGUGUGAUCUGCGGAACGGUAUAGCGGAACCAGAAGGGUGGCGAGGCUGAAAGGGCAGAGCAGACCGCUCGGAAGGGUCUGUACCGGGAGGCCAGGUGUGGUCACCGGAGUGGGACAGUAGCUGUACAGCAGCGAGACAGGUGGAGCUGAGACCGGACAGUGACCGGACAGUGGUCGGACAGGUGUAGGUGUCUAGGCGGGACAGUGACCGUGGAGCGUUUUAUUAGGAUAGUGGCGUGGAGACUGUGUUUGAUUGGGACAGUGGCCGGAGAGGUAGUGCUUGAUUGUAACGGUGAUUGGAGAGGUGAGCUUCAGGACACCUGCUGACAUAUUAGUCCGGAACUAGACGGUGACACGAUAGUGGCUAUUCGCUGGGGACCACGUGAACUGCCAACUCCGAGUUACUGCUUCAGACAGGUGCACCAACUGAGCAGCCAGACUGAGUGUGAUUGGAAGAGCGUUACUCCGGGGAGAGUAUAAAUAAGGACACGAUGACGGCGUUACUGUGGCUGCUGCUGCUGCUCGGAAGCUCUUUGUUAUGUGCAGCUGCAGGACAAGAUUAUGAAGUGGCCGAGAUCCGCUGCAGUUUCUCCGGGCAGGACGGCGCUCCGGACCGCCUCUCGGCCCGGCUCCGGAAGCCCCCCGGAUUCCGGGGCGACCCGCUGUUCGCCGACGACCGUCAGGUGAUCCCCCAGCUGGACAGCGCGUGUCAGAUCCGGGCUGACCCCAGUGACCCGGACCGACUCAUCUACAGCCUGCUCGUCACGGACUUCUCCCGCUGCGGGGUGCUCAAACGAGACGGUUUCGUGAACGUGCGGCUGUGGUUUCCGCAGCUGCCCGGCGUGGUGAUGAUGUCCGACCAGGAGGUCAUCAUCAUGUGCAAGCCCACCCAGGCGACCGUGGUCGAGGAGCGCGUGGCAGCCUUCGCCGGGAGAGUCCCCUCCGGCGGCCGUGUGUCCGGCGUCGUGGAGGAGUCGCCCGGCCGGCUGGAGUACGAGGUCGGCCUGUUCCGGGAGAACAGCCUCAACAGCGGCAAGUUCAGCGUGCCCGUCGACGAGCCGGUGCCGAUCGGGACGCGGCUGCAGCUGCUCACCAGGAUCAGCACCGACGCCGCGUGGAAGUACGCCGAGCUGCUGGAAGUUACCGUCUCUGGCAGUCAGACCGACCCGUACGCACCGGGAUUCGUUCAGCUCGUCCAGGACAGCUGCCGUAACCCGGAGCUGACGUCGAUCGUGCUCACCCAGCCGUACCAGACGGCCGAGCGGCCGCACGAGGUGCGGCUGACCCUGGAGGCCUUCCUGCUGGGUCAGGCGGACGGCCAGCAGGACGCCACCCAGCUGUGGCUGCACACCAAGGUGCUCGCCUGCGCCCGCAAGGACGACUGCAAACCGGCGUUCUGCCUGGACCUGUUCCAGCCAUCGGGCCACGGUCGCCGCCGCCGCCGCUCGGCCAGAGCGCCCGUCACCGACACGCCGACCACAGCGCGCAGUCUGUCCUCCAAUCUCACUAGCUUUGGAGAUAACAUCGGCAUCAAAGUGGUCAUGCCCGAAGAUUUUUACGUGGCCGCCUCGCGGAUGCAGAGCUCGUGCUCGUCGUUCGCCGUGCUGAUCUCUCUGAUGGGCUGCUUCCUGGCCAUCUCGUGCGGUCUGCUCUGCUUCCUCGCCGUGCGGUUGCAGCGCUCGCUGGCCGCGCAGAAACGAGAGUCGCUGGACGACGUCAUCUUCCGGCACAUGCGUCAGCUGGAGAGGGAGCGGGAGCGCGUGCGGAAACUGCACCACGAGAACCUCAGCAACCCCGAGUACGCCACCGACACGAGCACAAUCUCGGCCGGCUCCGUGGCCGAGUUCUGAGCGGAGUCCUCCCGGAGCGAGGCAGUGGAGUGCGAUAGAAGCGAGGAGAAUUGCGGAGUUCUGAGCGGAGGGCUACACUCCGAGCGAGACGGUGGAGUGCGAUGGUAGGAGGGGAGGUAUGGUGUAGAACCGAGCGACGAUAAGAAUAGCUCGUGAAGUCGGAGUAGCGGGGUGAUACCAGACGGUUACAAUGUGGAGAGGUGGCGUCUAGUGUAUGUAGCGCAUGCAGAUUGUAGAACAGUGUUCGUAGAAGUGGUUGAACGUGCAGUGAAUAACAGAGGAGACGAUCUCUACAGUAACGCACAGUUUAGUCCGAAGUUAUCAGAAGCGUUACAAGAAACGGAGGUCGACGUCAAGUUUUAACUUCCUUAUUUCCCUUGAUUAGAGAUGAACUAAGCAGUUGACCACGAGUAGCAAGGAGUGAGCUGCGUCACAGUCACAUUUCAUCAAUGGAUAUAUCCGAUACCUAACUGGACUUGCGUUCCGCGGUGACGUGUUCCUACAGUGGUACCGUCGUGUUGCCUGUCCGCCGUCAAGCACGCGGUUCAAGGGAUGUUCCGGAAUAGGCCAGUGCGUGCCGGUCCGCUGCCGCGCUCCGCCCGCCCGUGACGCCCGGCGCCGGCCCGUGACGGCCUGUGACGGUAUGUGACGGUACGUGACGAGCGGGCCGUGCCGGGGUGACCGACCCGGACACUUUUGCCGGCCAUCAACCCAGCAAUGUCUGCAGUUGCAGUUCAGUACCGACAUGACAGGGAGCCCCGGACGGCGAAUGAGCACGCACAGACGAGGAAGAGGCAGAGUGACACGAAGGGAGGCAGAGUGUCUCGGACAGAUAUAAAGUGUCAUUCCCGGUCGGCAUAACUACCCAACAGACAUGACCGUUUGGGGAUGACCAUGAAAAUGUCCUAACCGACACAGUGUAGCCUCGUACACGAACCGAUACGAACUGAAAACGACUUAGAAGUGAACUGAGACUAGAAUGAAACUGACAGCUUUUUUAGUGUCAGUGAAUCACAUGAGGUGUAUUGGGCAUUACUUGAAUAGGAGUGGAUGGGAAUGGCUGGGAAGCAUGAAUAAAAGAUGCAGUUUCUGGCCAUUUAUAAUGAUGCAUGCUUAUUUGUGAAAUUGGCGUGCGUAUCUACAACUUAGGUAGUGAGGCAUUCAAAGGUCACUUUGUUAAAUAAAUGGCUUCAUUACGCAUCCUGAAUCCUGAUAUGUAUGACAGUGUGGAUUGUGGAAUAAUGUAGGCAAAUAAAAGCUAUGA
Molecule: messenger RNA, 3274 nt
Organism: Amphibalanus amphitrite
Lineage: Eukaryota; Metazoa; Arthropoda; Thecostraca; Balanomorpha; Balanidae
Exons: 9
Coding region: 652-2010 (452 amino acids)
Source: RefSeq, a predicted model, not a curated record